AUGUAUUAUUAAGCAUAGCCUCCAAUGAUGCCGCUUGCACAUAUGAUGAACAACCCAGUUUAAAUGCAAUAGGCAACAAAUAUAAGAAAACCUGACUUUCCACCUGAUGUAAGAUAGCAUGAUUACAAUUAGAUGCAACCAAUUUUUGUGAUUCCUUAAAUAGCGCACAUUAAAUCUUAGCCAAAACCAAAAUGCAGACCUUAUGACCCAAUUUUAGGGUUAGGUAGAAAGGCUGAGUGGAUGAUUGAUAAAUUUGAAGAUGAAUAUGAGCAAAUGUAAAGAGAAGAAAAAGAGAAGGGUAAUUUUAUAUUAAUAACAAAAUAGAUAUUGUAAAACCAUCUAGAUUACCUCCAAAGAUAUUAAAGAGAUUAGAAAAGAAGCAUCUUCACAAUGAAGAAUUAAAGAAGCUACUUUAAUUAUGGAAUCCAUUUGAAGAUCCUAAUAUCACAUCUGAACCUUAUAAAACACUAUUUGUGAGUAGAUUGAAUUAUGCCACAACUGAUAAAAAAUUGCGUAAGGAAUUUGAAGAAUAUGGACCAAUCAAAUCAAUAAGAAUCAUACGUGAUUCUACAUAAGAUAAGCCUAGAGGCUAUGCAUUCAUUGGUAAGGGGGUGAUCUUAAAUUAAAAGAGUAUGAGAGCAAGAACAGUGUUAAAUAAGCUUAUAAAUAUGCAGUAGAUAAGCGUAUUGAUGGAAGAAAGUUAGUAGUUGACAUCGAAAGAGGUAGAACAAUUCUGAAAUGGAGACCCCGUAGACUUGGAGGUGGUCUAGGGGAAUUGAGAAGAUCAAGAAGUGAAGAAAUAUCUAAAAAACCUAAAGAAGAACAUGUAGAGAAAGAUGAGGAGGACAAAAGAAGAAAAUCAAAGAAAGGUAUUAAAUUUUCUAAUUAUUUUUUUUAGAAGAAGUAAAACCAUCCAAGAAACCUAGAGAGAGAUCUCGAUCAAAGUCUGUCAAAAAACAUAAGAAGAGAGAAGAAAGUCCAAUUAAAAAAUAAAAAAGAAGAGAAAAAUCAAAAAAAAGAUAUAAAUGAGUU
Paramecium pentaurelia is the source of this 1032-nucleotide messenger RNA. Lineage: Eukaryota; Ciliophora; Oligohymenophorea; Peniculida; Parameciidae. The record is from the annotation of a GenBank genome assembly.